Messenger RNA from Cuscuta epithymum, 1482 nucleotides. The record is from the annotation of a GenBank genome assembly. NCBI's taxonomy places the organism in Eukaryota, Viridiplantae, Streptophyta, Magnoliopsida, Solanales, Convolvulaceae.
AAGGAGUUAGUACAUAUACUCCGUAUUGAAUUAUUGAUGAAGCCAGGCAAUGAAGGGACCUACGAACUGCAUUUGUCUUCAUCAUUUUUUCAAUCUGCAAUCAAAGAGAUCAAGAACAGCGGCAAACGAAGAAAAAAAUGCACAAUUGAAUAGAGAUGAUACUAUUUGCAUAAAGAAACCAAGAAGGUGGCAAUCACAUCUCAUGAAGAUUGAAGUAAAAGCCAACCAAAAAUUAUUUUCAGCAUCUUCAAUUGCAAGAUAUUUGAUGCUUAGUCCCUUCUUCUUCUGCUAUAUAAAGAACCAUUCGAGAGCUCCAAAAACACACCAAUUAGGAGAGAAAUCUCCCUCUUCUUUCUUUAGCUUUGUUCAUAGUAGUAGCAAUAAAAUAAAAGUGAUUCUUUCAGGAACACUUUCUGUAAAAAUUCAGUUUGUAAUUUCCAUUCCAGAAUUUCAGUUCUAUAUAUUUCAACAAUAAAGUUCAUUUGGAGAUAUCAGUUCGAAGUUAAUCAGUUCCAGCUUAAUCUGAGGAUUUCAAUCUUUUCUGUUCCAGCUCUUCUAUGUUCUUGAAUAUUUAUGCCUUCAGUUCAAAUGAAAUCAGCUGAUGCACCCAAAUCAACAUCUUCGGAAUUGAGAAUCCCUGCUUCAGUGCCAAAAUCCAUGGUUGAGAAUGAUUCCACCGGCAAUCUCCCUUUUCUGUUGAGCCUUUGGCGGAGCUGGCUUUCCUUUGGCAGACCAUUCUUGAACGUUGUCAUCCCCAAUCUAACCCCCCUUGUUUUUUUGCCUCCUAAUAUGCUUUGAUAAGCGUUUGAUAAGCGUUUUAUUAACGUGUUUUAUACAAUUGUUUAUAAACGUUUUUAUACUUAAAAGAAUUAAAUCCUCACACAUAUGCCUUGUUUUGCAAGAAAUACUUUAAUCAACGAUUGGACCAAAUACGAGGAUGAUAGUAUACACACGAAGAAACCCGACAAGAAAAGGUCAACCAAACGCAUCCCGAAGAACAAACAAGCAAGGAAAAAUGAACAAAAGAGGUGAAAGCCGCCCGGUUUCACCAAUGCUGGCCGGUUUUCACCUACUAGCCAUCCAAUUGCCGUCUAACGAAGAGGAAAAGUGCCGGAGCAACGAACGACGAAAGCUGCCCGACUUUCAUGAACAACGACCGACGUUCGUUGCCGCAGAUUAAUUCUGGGUAAUUAAAUACAAAAGCCGCCCGACGUUCAGCUCCUGGAGUGAGGAUGCAAUAAUUUUAAAGGGCAGAAACUUGUAAUUUUAUCAUUUCAAUACUUGUAAUUUCAUUAUGAAUUGUUCUAGCUAAUUUUCCUUAGCCAAGGUUAGGGAAGAAACUUUACGCACUCUAGGUGUUUGAUCUAUGUUCUCAACCAAAUUAUUAUGAUCUUUCCUUUAUAUUUUUAAUGUGUACGACUACGGUGUACAACGUAUGAUUAUAUCGUUGGGUUUAUUUGAGCAAUUCAUGUUGAAUUAUAA